GUAGAGGGCGUCAACACUUUGCAGCAGUGAGCAGCAUAAUAAGCCGUGCGACGAUUGUUUAUCAAAAUAUGACAUCCUGAAACACAUUUUUUAGACGAUUUGGUAAAUCAUGGAGAAUCCGCCGUCAUAUGAUGAGAUCUGCAGGACAGAGCGUGAUAGCCGAGCCCAACAAGUGACCCUCACCCUAGUCUUGCCAUCAGAGUCGGAAGAGCAGAACCAAGAUAAUGACCAAAGUAAGGGCAAUGAGAAUACUGUCAUUGAGCCCCCGCCCUAUGAAGUGCCCUCCGAGCCACCCCCAAAGUACACAGAGAAUGAGAGUGAAUCAAAGGUCAACGACCAAGGUCUACUUACGGAUCGGGCAGCUGAUUCAAAUUCCAAACUUGGUGCUGACAUGAUCUUCACACUGUCAUUUAUCAUCGCGUUCAUCUUCAACUGGAUUGGAUUCAUAUUCGCUUAUUGCCUUAGCAUGAGUAUGGCAGGCCGAUUUGGCGCCCUCUCUGGCUUCGGGGCAUCCAUGGUCAAGUGGUCCAUCAUUGCAAUGAAUUCCCAGUGUUGUUCAGAAUAUUUGAAAAGUGCAGCUUGCCUUCUUGUUGCCCUGAUAUUGUGUGGAUUCUUGAUAUUUGUGAGAGGUAUCUACCUACAUAUCAAGUACAAAAAUCAGAAUCCAAACGGAGAGAAUGGAAACAAGCCCAUGUAUAUUGUCUACCAUCGGAUGUGAACUCAACUACCGCAAUCAACGUGCAUCUGAUCCAUAAUAUCUCAUUGAACGAAGUCACACUUGGCCUUGAAGCAACUCAGCAUCAUGAAAAUAUUAUAAUUCCCAUGAAGGUCUGUUCGGGUAUGAGGUGGCGAACUGCUAUGCAGGAUUUUCUUACACGAUUAAAAGUGGUUUCAAGACCACAGCCGUCCACUGACAAAAGAAGCAACUCUGUGAAAUGAGUUUCUUAAUGAAUGAGGGGAAUGUAUCAUUUUUUUAAUGUGAAAAUGCAUAGAGUUACUUACUUUUGAAUUAUCUAUGUUUCAGAAAUUGUGGACCUUGUGACUCUGAUUCCUUAGCAGCAUGUAGAGCAUACAGAAAAUAUCCCAAAUCAAGAACAAGUCAUUUUUGAAAAAAGAAAAGAAAGAGUUUCCUGCUUCCUUUCGUCAGUGGAUGACCGUACAGCUCAUCGUUCUCACAGCUCUAUGUUAAAAGGUACAAAAGUCCUAAAUAGUAUAUGAUUCUUCUACUACAUCACUCCUGCUGCAGUUCAACACCUUACAUCUGAAUGAGGCCUUCAUCUCUCUGUAAAAAAAAAAAAUCCUUUAUAUGUUGCAUGCAUGUUUAAGAUGUGUAUGUAUGACUUGUUCGUGUAAGAAUUUAUAUAUCUAUAAACCUUUAGAGAAGUUUAAUAUGUGUAUGUUAUUCAUUUUGUUGUCACUGAAUUGAUAUUUUUGUUGCUGAAUGUGGACAUGGGCGGAUCCUGGGUUUACGGGUGGGGGGGGGGGGGGGAAAGCAGAACAAAAAAUAAGCAUUGUCACCGGUCACCAACAAUAUCCGAAGGACUUAGGAACUUUUUCUAUAAAAAAAUUAUUGAUAAGAAAAAAGGGAGGGGGCACCAUCCCCCUCCCCCCCCCCACCUGGAUCCGUGCCUGAAGCUAGAUAUAAUAUAAUGAUUCUAUAGUAAUGUGAUACCUUUAAUAGAGCCACUAGGGUCUUGUUUCAUAAAGACGUAUGACUUUUGGUAAAUUUUAUGUUAUGAUAACUUCCUGGAAUCAUGAUUGAUUUUGAUUGGCUGUUAAGCCCUGUAACCAUGGUAGUUACUGUAAUGGGAAGUUACAAUAUUCAUGUAUUCUUUUCGAAACAGGCCAUAGGUCACAGUAUUAAAAUGCAUUGUAAUAUUUUGAGCUUAAUUCAUGUGAUUUUGUUUGUUUUAUGUUUAUUGGAUGCACACAUUUAUUUUACAGUUGAUAAUGAUAUAGUUAAAUGAGUGAUAAACUGCCCCAUCCCCAUAACAUAGUAAAAUGGUAUAGAAAUUACUUGUGAUAUUUAGUUGUUGAUUUUGAUUUGUUACGGGAGAAUCAAUUUCCUCAGAGAUAGGAGGAUACAGAGAUCCUCAAAUUGGCAAUCUGUAAAGAUGCUGCUUGUCUAUUUGUGACUACGACGUAUCUUGUGUCAAAUAUUAUCUCUAGCCAUGGAGAUGAGAUAUGAUGAAAUUGAGACAUUUUGUGUUAAAAAACUUGUCAUUUUCAAUCAACAUUGCCAAUUUAAAGAUCAAGGUAGAAAUCAAAUUGAAACUUUCAUAACUUUAUUAUUUAACAAAUUUUGAGGGAACUUUGUUGAAAUUGCUUCUUAUUAUCCUUUCUUUUCUUUUUAUUGAAAUUCAUUUUCCCCUGAGUUUCAUUUAUUUACCUAGUAAAAGUAGAGGAUGUCUGGUGUAUUUAAGGUGUAUAGAUGAUGCUAUCCAUUGAAAACUAAAAGUAUGAUUGUGAAGCAAAUUACAUAUCAUGUGACACCUAGAUAGAUCCUUGUCAUUUGAUUGGUUGUUUGAUAUCGAUCAUUCAGCCCAUUUUACAAAGAUGUCAUUAACCAUGCAAUUUUGUAUCCAUACGAUUUUGUUCAUUGCACACGCCCGAGACUGCAGGCACCACAAGUAAAACCAUUUGUGUUUACAUCGCGCAUGUUGUAUUUACGCGACAGACAAUCAUUGGACCGAGCUCGCACUGCAAGACCAUAUUUUGCAUUGAAAUUCAUAAAUUUCAUAUAAUAAAAGAAUCUAUUUUUAGGUGUCAUAUAAACCAAAUAAUGAAUGUUUUUUUCAUUUGUGCAAUGGACAGAAUACUUCAUUCGGUGAAAAAUGAAAUGAUCCAUAUGACUCAUUGAAUGGAUCAUUUCAUAUUUCACCUUGUGAAGUAUUUGUCCAUUGCACUCAUAAACAUUCAUUAUUUGUAUACUGUAUCAUAUUCAUGGGCAUAUUGUAUAUAUACAUACCAAUACCAUGCACAGCUGUUCUAUUAGGUUCUGUCUGUCAGUUUUACUGGUAGGUUAUAAUAAUAAAAGGUGUUGUUACUUCAGUAUAUAUUUUUGUGAAAAUGUUUACGGUAUCCUUAUAUUCAACUACUGUGUAACGUGUACGGUUCGUUACCCAGAGCUAUUUGACUAAACUCAAUUCAACCGAAAUGAAAUUCAUUCAAUUUCAAUUACCAAAUCAUUACGGAUUUUCCACAAUUGGAGACCGUUGCAAGUCAUUCUAUUCCUAUUUAAACACCUUUUUUUUGCAGGGAUGAAAUUAUUCUUUAAUCAAAUAUGACCUACCACCCCAAAACCACCAAUAAGUCACCAGGUAAGGUUCUCUGUAAAUAGUCAAAAAAGUAAUUUAGUCUCCAAGAACCAAAAAUGAAAAAAAUAGCUCAUCUGAAAGAACAAUUCUUCUUCUUCAUACUGUGAAAAUUUGGAGUUGUGAAGUUGAAUAAAAGAAAAGAUACAAGAGUUUCUUGGACACUACUUAUUCGGACUGCUUGGAAGUUUCACUGAGAUUACACAGUAUGCACGUCUCAUGCUUGAGUGAACCCCAACCUUCAAACCUUGUUUUCUCCUUAUUUUUUAAGCUCUUGCUAAAUUUCCUCUGCAUUCAAUCAAGUACUUGUAAUGGUUAUUGUUGGUCAAUUUCAACAUAUUAUAUAUCGUUUUAAAGCUUAUGAAAUGAAUUUUCAAGCUCAAUAUUCAUUUAGUUCGACUUAUUGUUGGUUUUGGGGUGGCAGGUCACAAGUAUUCACAAAAAUAUUUAAAAAAAAUUCUUCUCUUGUUGUUGGGAAAGUUUGAUGUCAUUUGGAGCCUGAAUAUUUUAUUUAUUUUUCUCAUACAAAGCCAAGGUAAACAAACUUAACCAUACAUUUGCACGUUACUUAUUGAUAUAGUUGGUAUGUCACGUUCCAUGUCGCCCUGUUGGUAAUUUUUUUUUCUUUGACAGUGAUGAGAAGGAUAUUAAAUCUUUGGUAAUUGGUGCUAUAUAUUCCAGGAAUGUGUUCCAUUUAGUCUUAAUAUUCAUAUUAUAAUUCAACAUAUUUUUAUACAAAUUAACUAAUUUUCCCUUUUUCAAAUGUUAGUUUCAGUGAUGACGUCAAUUGCAUGGAGAUUUGUUGAAAAUCCAAUUAAUUCCAGCACUGGAUGACAAAAAUAAUUAUUUGACUAUUUUGAUAGAUUUACCAAGGAUGUUUUAAGUGCACACAAUGUUCUUGAAGCAGACAUGUAUACCGAAUUUUACCCACGUGAGAAAUUUGUGGUUCUUGAUGCUUAUUUCAGUGUCUUUAAAACCUGCGUCGGGGAACUCUCUCUGUAGUAAAAAAAAAAAACUCCUGUGUACACUGUUGUAUGAAUUCAGAGCAGGGCCCUGUAUUAAGCCCGUCUCACACUAUGUGAUUUGUUGCGAUCGGAAUUUCAAAUUAAUUGUGAUAACAUUUGAUAUGGAUAUUCCAACUAAUAAAAUAUUACGGAUCAGUGUUCAGAAUAGUGAGUUCAGACUACUGAUAUCGAAAUUCAGUCCAGUUAGAGCCUAUCUGACUGAAUAAAAACAAAUCGUAAUGACGUCAUCAUCGGCUGCGACUUGAAGCCCAUUUGACUCCGAUCAUAGGGCUUGCCGCAAAGUAAAAAUAUGAUUUUAGUUUUCCUAACGAUAUGCCAAACUUUAAAUAAAAUAAUUUGCUUCAUGGAACUUUCAUAUUUAAUGCAAAAUGUGAUUUCUUGAAAACUAGCGUCGCACCGGAUCGCAUAGUGUGAGACAGGCUUUACAAAGAGUUGCGAUAGAUUAAAAUCAAACUUGAAUUAAGAUUGAUCUCAAUUUCUGUCUCCCUAAGACUUGAUUUGCUUCAAAUCUAUUGCAAUUAUUUGUGAUACAAGCCCCAGGCCUAUUAAUGUAUUUGAGGCACACUUACAACAGUAUAAUGUCACAAUAUAGUACUCUAUAAUCAUGUAUUGUAAUCAAUUUAUAACUGAGUUCUGUUAUUACAGAGAAGUUACAUUAUGCCAUCCCUUCAGAUGUUAUUCUGAUUCAACAGUUCAAAUGAACUCUUUUUAUAACUUUAAGAGGUGAUGGUCCACAGACAGACAUUUUCUUUAAUAUUUUUUUUCAGGGCAACUGAACUGUAGUAAAAUUGUGUGGGUUUAUUUUUUACUCUUCUCUCAUUUUUAGUGGGUUGGUUUAUGAGCAAGUUUCAUUAAUAUUGUGAACAUGGACUUGUCAUAUAAUUUCUUAUGCUUUAAUAUUUGAACUAUUCUUCAUUCAGUAGUAUCGGUUUUAAAUCUGUGAAAUUUGUUUCAUUUUAUGCUCUGGAAAGAGACAAAGGACAAAGUUUUAUCAUGCACUCAUAAUAAAUUCUAUUAAAUAAAACCUGUACAGAAGAA
This is a messenger RNA of Lytechinus pictus (painted urchin), 5377 nucleotides long. Its product is annotated as NEDD4 family-interacting protein 1-like. The transcript is spliced from 8 exons. Gene Ontology annotation, molecular function: WW domain binding. Gene Ontology annotation, cellular component: perinuclear region of cytoplasm; endoplasmic reticulum; Golgi apparatus. The record is from RefSeq and is a predicted model, not a curated record. Bases 110 to 718 code for a protein of 202 amino acids. Gene Ontology annotation, biological process: ubiquitin-dependent protein catabolic process; positive regulation of protein ubiquitination; metal ion transport. NCBI's taxonomy places the organism in Eukaryota, Metazoa, Echinodermata, Echinoidea, Temnopleuroida, Toxopneustidae.